This is a messenger RNA of Marasmius oreades (fairy-ring Marasmius), 3231 nucleotides long. RefSeq lists its product as uncharacterized. The coding region runs from base 1 to 3231 and encodes 1076 amino acids. NCBI's taxonomy places the organism in Eukaryota, Fungi, Basidiomycota, Agaricomycetes, Agaricales, Marasmiaceae. The record is from RefSeq and is a predicted model, not a curated record. The transcript is spliced from 4 exons.
AUGUCUGAUUCGUCUCAGACCUACUCUGUCCCUGGCAAUCAACAUGUACUAAACGGAGCCCGCAAUACUACAAUCGGGCAGGCGGUGUUUAACAAUGCUGGUCGCGACCUUUAUCAUAACAACUCCAAGUUUGAUUCCAAUCCUCUCUGGGACGCAAUAGCGGACGUCGGAGCGUCCCAUGAUUCUGAACAACAGGUUGACCGGGGCCGUUGUCUGCCCGGAACUCGUGAAGCAGUGCUCGAAAUUAUUCGACAAUGGAGAGAUUCCGGGUGCGAGAGUAUGCCAGUGUGUUGGCUUUCUGGCGCUGUGGGUGUAGGAAAGUCGGCUAUUGCGUUGACCGUCGCAGAAGAAUGCGAGAAAGAUGGUCUAGUGGCCUCAUUCUUCUUUUUCAAAUCGGACCCCAAGCGAAACAACCCCUCCUUCCUCAUUCUUUCUAUCGCACACGGCCUUGUAGUUACCAGACCGUAUUUGGGUCCUUUCAUCAAUCAGAGAAUUACGACCAACCCCCGAGUCCUGAAGGUUAAUUUGGAGGAUCAAUACAAGAAACUGAUUCUAGAAAAUCUGGAUCAUCCUCCCCCUCCAUGUGAUCAAAAAAUUCCUGACCUGGUCAUCAUUGAUGGCCUUGAUGAAUGUAGUGAUGCUGCUGCACAGUGCCGUGUCCUCUCCAUCAUAUUUUCCACCUAUUCGAAACAGCCCCUUCAUUCCCCUUUGCGAUACCUCAUAUGCAGCCGCCCUGAAUCCUGGAUUCGACAAGAGUUUUGUCAGUUCAAUAGACUGACUAAACAUAUUGAACUGAAUGAUUCGUUCCACCCCCAGUAUGACAUAGAAGUUUACUUCCAUCAACAAUUUCAGGAGAUCCGCAGAGACCCCAACUAUUCAGAGGUUGAAUUCCCAGACCCAUGGCCGUCUUUCUACUAUGUUCAGUUGCUGAUUGACAAAGCCGAUGGCCAAUUCAUUUAUGCAUCAACUGUGAUAAAGUUUAUCAAGGCUGCAUACACACUUCCAACUGACCAGCUUCACAUUAUCCUCGAAACCAUAUCCAAAUCACCCUCUAUACCUUCAGCUCAGACACAAACACCCUUCAGUGAUCUUGAUGAACUCUAUCUCAUCAUCCUGCAUGUCAACCCUGACUGCAAUAAGCGUCUGCUUCCCAUUCUUGCAGUGAUUAUUGUGGUUCAGAACACAUCUCCAGCAUUCAUUGAACUUCUACUUGGAAACUCUCCUGGCACCGUUGCUCAGACAUUACGUGCAAUGCACUCAGUACUCAAUGUUUGUGGUCGGGAAGAUGACAUUGGCAUUUACCACAAAUCCUUCACUGAAUUCCUGCUUGAUCAGACACGGUCAAGAGAGUUCUUUAUUGACAAGUUGAUGUGGAAGGACUUUCUGGCCCUUCAGUGGACUAGGGUUCUGACUGAGCACUGCAAAAAGGACCCUGGGUUGCUGUCAAGGGACCACCAAUAUUCCACUGAGUCUUUAUGGAAGCUGGUACACCACUGGAAGAAUCAUUGCCUACCUCUGGUGGAUGGUCAUACUAGCAUUGAGCUGAUGGUGGAGGUAGAUGCUUUCUUCCAUGUGGCUUUGUCCAUUUCUGUGCAGUCAGUGGGUUAUGAAGUGCUCCUUCAUGUGCUUGCAGUAAUCAUUCUGGUUCCAAACUCAUCUCCAGAAUUCAUUGGACUUAUACUUGGACACUCUCCUGGCACAGUUGUCAAGAUGUUAUGUGGGAUGCACUCAGUGUUUGAUGUCCAUGACUUUGACAUCAGCAUUUACCACAAAUCCUUCACAGAUUUCCUUCUCAAUCAUGCACAGUCAAAGGGUUUCUUUAUCAAUGAGUCAAUGAAGGACUUCCUGGCUUGUCAGUGGACCAGAGCUCUAACUGAACAGUGCAGGAAGGUCCCUGAGUUGCUAAGAGAUUCCAGAUAUUUCCCUGAUCCUUUGUGGAAGCUGGUACAAUGCUGGAGGGGUCAUUGCCUUCCGCAAGGCAUGGGUGGUCAUAUGAGUGAUGCACUGAUGUUGGAACUGGAGGAAUUCUACUAUGUGGCUUUAUCCAUUUCUGCAGAGUCAGUUGGUCAUGAGAUGCUCCUUCACAUACUUGCAGCAUUUCUACUACUUCCAUUGGGUGAGCCACGCUCCCCUGAUUUCAUCCAACUAUUACUUGGACUUCACAACAAAGAUCUAGCUCUGGCAUCACAAACAUUGAACUCAAUUACUCAGGUGGAAUGGCUCAUUGAUUCAGAUUAUUUUCUUGAUGGGUUCACAUUCGAGCAUUUCUUCUUUGACCGUUCUUGGUCAAAUAGCUUUUUCAUUGAAAAAGACUGUCAGAGAAACUUUCUUGCACAGAAAUGCCUCUGUCUUUUCCAGAUGGAUAAGGGCCCUCAAGACAAAAUUUUAAUCAACAAUUGGGCUCGCAUCUGCACCAAUGUUGACAACCCUACCCAGGAGUUGUUGUAUGGACUUCACUGUAUGGAUUUAGGGGGUGUCCUGGCAAAAUCUCUCAACUGUUUGCAUUACCUGCCCUGUGACUUUGACACAAUCUUAUCCUGGCUAAAAUCUCAAGCCAAUGGUGUAGUCCCCCCAGAUCUUAUUGAUUGCUUUGAAAUUGUCCAGAGAGGAUUUCACAUUCAAAGCAAGAGGCAAGAGAUUAAGUCAGGAUUCCAUGAUCAUGUCAUCACUAUGAUCGUCCUUUCAAUUGUUGAUUGGGACUAUUGCAUCCAACAUUUAUCUCAAGGCUUGAACAGUUGCAUAUACUACCUGUCUCAGAAAUUGGUCAAGAUCAAGUUUUGCAGGUGCUCGAGCCUGUCCACAUUUGACUCCAACUGUGCUUCAACUCCAAUCUCUAAUACAACAGAUCUAUAUGAGUAUCACAUCAAUAUCAGAGCUAGUUGUGCUCAAAUUUUCAAAGCAGCCAUCGCUGGUUUGCAGUGGGCAUUUGAAACUUAUUCUGUCGAAGAGUACUACAAUCUCGUUGAUCGCCUAUUGGUGCAGUCUCCAAGUCUGCUGACACAUUGUCUUCCCGUACCCGAACUCCUUCUCCACUUUCGGACACUUUUGGAUUUUGCUAUGACAUUGGGACGAGGUGACCUCUAUCACCAGUGGGUAGAAAGCAAAUCACCAGUUCUGGAGGAGUCACAGGGAAAGCUGCUGUCAUGGCUCGAGAGCUUUCCUGCUGAUUGUGCCCAUCAAGUUGAAACUGUCAGAUGUGAUUUCUUGUCUCUGAUGACACUUGGUGAAUGA